AUGAAUCUCUCAUAUAUUCCACCAGUGGUACAAGAUGGUGAAGUAGUGAUACAACUGUUGGAAGAUGACAUAGAGGAGGAACAACAGAAAUGGAAUAGAGCCUUAAUUUUAUAUGUUGUGGGAAACAUCCCAACAAUUGGAGCAGUUGAACGAUUUAUAGCUCAACAAUGUGGGAAAAUCAGGAAGCCAAAGGUACUGUUUCACAGUGACGGUUAUUUUAUUGUUUUGAUGCAUAGUACUGAAGAAAGGGACGAUGUUAUAAUGAAUGGCCCAUACACAUUGGAUAAUAGACCAAUUAUCCUAAGGCCAUGGAAGGAGGGGUUUGAUUUUGAGGAUGAGAUUCUCAGAACUAUCUCACUAUGGGUGAAAUUCCCUAAACUGCCACUUAGUUACUGGAGUAGCAAGGCUCUAAGUAAGAUAGGGAGUGGGCUGGGUAAACCUCUAUAUGUUGAUGCAUGUACAACUAUGACUGACAGAGUUUCAUAUGCAAGAGUUCUAAUCGAGAUGGACAUUAUGAGGCCCUUACCAAGAUCAAUAGAACUCUGUGAUCCAACUGGGAAAAGGAUUGAUCAGAUAGUGCAAUAUGACUGGAAGCCACAAUAUUGCCAAGAAUGUUGUCAACUCGGCCACUCAUGUAAGGAACAACAGCAGAAACAUAGUGAAGAGGGGCAGUAG
Nicotiana attenuata is the source of this 675-nucleotide messenger RNA. RefSeq lists its product as uncharacterized. The record is from RefSeq and is a predicted model, not a curated record. The coding region runs from base 1 to 675 and encodes 224 amino acids. The transcript has a single exon. NCBI's taxonomy places the organism in Eukaryota, Viridiplantae, Streptophyta, Magnoliopsida, Solanales, Solanaceae.